Blepharisma stoltei is the source of this 297-nucleotide messenger RNA. NCBI's taxonomy places the organism in Eukaryota, Ciliophora, Heterotrichea, Heterotrichida, Blepharismidae. The record is from the annotation of a GenBank genome assembly.
AUGGAGUGGUUAUGCUGAGCUGAUAAACUGAAGCUCAGUUUCGGGCUAUUUUUUUUUAUGGAAAAGGGCAUGAAGUUCUUGGCUUAUAAAAGCAUAUCAAUCAUUGCAUCCUGAGCUUCGAGUUUUUAUCUUUGCUGACAUUCGGACGUUUUGAUUUUUCAUUGACAUAUAUACUAUAGCCAGACGUGGUGCACCACACUGGUCGAACUUAAAGUAACAAAUUUCAGCCUGGUCCGAAUGAUUAGCACAAUUGAAGGUCUUAAUAUACGAAUUGGUGAACAAUUUGUGAAACAUUAG